Molecule: messenger RNA, 861 nt
Organism: Suillus plorans
Lineage: Eukaryota; Fungi; Basidiomycota; Agaricomycetes; Boletales; Suillaceae
Exons: 1
Coding region: 1-861 (286 amino acids)
Source: RefSeq, a predicted model, not a curated record
AUGGAUGAGAUCAAGGCGGCCUUUGAUUCGAGUAUCAUAUCACAGAGCAAGAAACCCUCGAAUAAACAAAGGACGCAAAACCGCAGCCGCAAGACAAGGGAUGUCGAUGAUUUACGAGACCCGGACCGCCAGCCCAUGCACCUUGCCACUCGGAUCCAGGGUGUUUGUGUCAAACCCGUGUUACGUUUGGCGGGCAGGGAUGUGGACCUGAAUGCCCUGCACGGGGGCGAGGAACAAGAAGUUGAUGGGGCAGAGGAUGAUGCGCAGAUGCUUGAAAUUGCUAUCAAUCAGAAAGUUGCCAACAUCUAUGAGCAGUUCUGCUUUGACGUCAUCGAAAAGGCUCCUAACAGGAAAUCCAAGCAGGCCGGUUCAUACCUUUCCAUUCCUGUCCACAGGCGCAUCGACCUCGCACGUCCAGAGUUGCUGAUGACCCCUGCUCUCCCCUUCCAACAAGCGCAAUACUACAGAUGCUCGACAGAGCAGUGGGAGAAACACUUUAACCGCAUUUUCCCCAUGCCCUCCUCCACUGAGGCUACGCAAAAUGCUAGUGGUCAAAACUUCCCCAAUUGCACCUACUACCAGCGUUACAUGGCUCUUAUCGAUACUCUACAACCCCCAUCUCUGAAGAAGACCAGAGGCGCGCUCAAGGUAGAAUUUGACAAGCUUGCAUGGGUGCCGUACACAUGUGCAGACCGUAUGUGGGCAACAGGUGCCAAGCAUACCAAAGGAUGGACUACGCUUCCUGGCGAAGCAAAAGGAGGCCCAAUGAUCGCCAUCAACCCUCGCCAGAGGCAAAAAGUCACCCUGCUCAUGUUUGAUCGGUCUGGUGAAGAAGAUGCGACCGACUCGGAGGAGGAUUGA